Molecule: messenger RNA, 1386 nt
Organism: Panicum virgatum (switchgrass)
Lineage: Eukaryota; Viridiplantae; Streptophyta; Magnoliopsida; Poales; Poaceae
Product: protein DETOXIFICATION 34-like
Exons: 2
Coding region: 199-1386 (395 amino acids)
Biological process (GO): xenobiotic detoxification by transmembrane export across the plasma membrane
Cellular component (GO): membrane
Molecular function (GO): xenobiotic transmembrane transporter activity; antiporter activity
Source: RefSeq, a predicted model, not a curated record
GCCGCCUGGGCGGUGUUCGCCGAGGAGUCGCGCCGGCUCUGGGCCAUCGGCGCGCCCAUCGCCUUCAACAUCAUCUGCCUCUACGGCACCAACUCCACGACGCAGAUCUUCGCGGGCCACAUCGGCAACCGCGAGCUCUCCGCCGUCGCCAUCGGCCUCUCCGUCGUCUCCAACUUCUCCUUCGGCUUCCUGCUGGGCAUGGGCAGCGCGCUGGAGACGCUCUGCGGCCAGGCGUUCGGCGCCGGCCAGGUGGCCAUGCUCGGCGUCUACAUGCAGCGCUCCUGGAUCAUCCUCUCCGCGUCGGCGCUCCUGCUGACGCCGCUCUACGUCUACGCCGCGCCCGUGCUGCGGCUGCUGGGGCUGGACGACGACAUGGCCGCCGCCGCGGGGAGCUUCACGCGCGGCAUCAUCCCGCAGAUGUUCGCGCUGGCCGUCAACUUCCCCACGCAGAAGUUCCUGCAGGCGCAGAGCAAGGUGGCGGUGCUCGCGUGGGUGGGCUUCGCCGCGCACGUCGGCCUCCUGGCGCUCUUCGUGUCCGUGCUCGGCUGGGGCGUCGCGGGGGCCGCCGCCGCCUACGACGUCUCGUCCUGGCUCACCUCGCUGGCGCAGGUGGCCUACGUGGUGGGGUGGUGCCGGGACGGCUGGACGGGGCUGUCCAGGGCGGCGUUCCAGGAGCUCUGGGCCUUCGUCAAGCUCUCGCUCGCCUCCGCCGUGAUGCUCUGCCCCGAGAUCUGGUACAUGAUGGUGCUCGUCGUGCUGACGGGGCACCUCGACGACGCGGAGAUCGCCGUCGACUCCAUAUCCAUCUGCAUGAACAUCAACGGUUGGGAGGGCAUGCUCUUCAUCGGGCUCAGCGCCGCCAUCAGCGUCCGCGUCUCCAACGAGCUCGGGUCCGGGCGCCCCCGGGCCACCAAGUACGCCGUCAUGGUGGUGCUGGCGCAGUCGCUCGCCUUCGGGCUCCUGGCCAUGGUCCUCAUCCUGACCACCCGCUCGCAGUUCCCCGUCAUCUUCACCGGCGACCGGCACCUGCAGAAGGCCGUCUCCAACAUCGCCUACCUGCUGGCCGUCACCAUGGUGCUCAACAGCAUCCAGCCCGUCACCUCGGGCGUCGCCGUCGGCGGCGGCUGGCAGGCCGUCGUGGCCUACAUCAACCUCGGCUGCUACUACGCCUUCGGCCUCCCGCUCGGCUACCUCCUCAGGUUCGGCGUGCAGGGCAUCUGGGCCGGAAUGCUCUGCGGCACCGCGUUGCAGACGGCAAUACUCACAUACAUGGUCUGGAGAACAGACUGGAAAGCAGAGGCUUCGCUGGCGUUGGAGAGAGUCAGAAUAUGGGGUGGGCAGCAGCAUCAAAAGCUCCCUACCUCGGAUCAGGACGUGGUCAUCUAA